Messenger RNA from Prunus avium (sweet cherry), 1707 nucleotides. RefSeq names its product growth-regulating factor 4-like. NCBI's taxonomy places the organism in Eukaryota, Viridiplantae, Streptophyta, Magnoliopsida, Rosales, Rosaceae. Gene Ontology annotation, biological process: regulation of DNA-templated transcription; DNA-templated transcription; developmental process. Gene Ontology annotation, cellular component: nucleus. Gene Ontology annotation, molecular function: ATP binding. The record is from RefSeq and is a predicted model, not a curated record.
GUGCACAGAGAAGAGAGAGAAAUACUGGAGAGAGGAGAGAGAGUGUCUUCAGAGCCUCUCAAGAGCCAUUAGUUUCACCCAUGCAUAAAAUAAAAGAAGCCUGCAACCCACUAAACAAUCAGCUCAACAAAAAACAAACCUUCCUUUCUCUUUGUCUCUUAAAUCUCCAAAGCUGUUCUUCCUGAAUCCUUCUUCUUCUUGUUUUUCAUCACCUUGGUAUUUUGAAGGAUUAUUAAUUCUUUGUUUUGUUUUCUUCUUCUUUUUUUUUAUAUAAAUUUGUUCUGCUUGAAAAAUCAGAAGGAAAAAAAAAUGUUGAGUGGAAAUCCAAAUACUGCAAGAAAUAGGUACCCUUUCACACCAAAUCAGUGGCAAGAGCUUGAACACCAAGCUCUCAUCUUCAAGUACAUGGCCUCAGGGAUACCUAUUCCAACUGAUCUUGUCUAUUCUUUAAAGAGAAGGUUGGACAAUUCAAUUUCUUCAAGACUCUUCCCCCAUCCUCCCAUGGGAUGGGGCUGUUAUGAGAUGGGUUUUGGCAGAAAGGUAGACCCAGAGCCAGGGAGGUGCAGAAGAACAGAUGGUAAAAAAUGGAGGUGCUCAAAGGAAGCUUACCCAGAGUCAAAGUACUGUGAGAGGCAUAUGCACAGAGGCAGAAACCGUUCAAGAAAGCCUGUGGAAGUUUCUUCAUCAACUACAACUCCUCCAACAACUGCUGCAACAGAGCACCCUUCAUCUUCUUCUUCUUCAGCCCUCUCAUCACCCAACAACAAAAAUCUCUCCAAAACCUCUUCCUACUCUCUCUCCCCACUUUCCUCAUCCAUAUCCACUGAAACACAAACCCAACAUCACCCUCACCAAUCUAAUUCAUCUCCUUAUCCCUUCCUUAAUUACCCUCAGUCUUCCUCCACAAGUUCUAGGCCUCUUCCUGGUUCUGUUUUCUCACCUCAGAACAACAGCUCUUCUGCUACCCCUCACCUUUUUUUGAACUCUGGAUCUUAUAACAAUCAAGCUGAAAAAGAUUACAGGUAUCUUCAUGGAACAAAGGGAAGUGUGGAUGAGCUAGCUUUCUUUCCAGAGUCUUCAGCAAAUGGAAGAAGCAUAUUGACUGGGGGCUCAUCAUCAUGUCAGCCACCGAUGAGUUCCUACAGAGGCUACUCUCAACCACAGUUCCAAAGCCUCACAGAUCAUCAUAAUCCAGAAGUUUCUCAACAAUCACAGGAGGAGGAGCAGCAUUGCUUUGUUUGGGGCACUGAUUUCAAAUCAAGCAGAGCAAUCAAAACAGAGAAAGAAGCAGCUGAAACCCAAAAGUCACUGCACCACUUCUUUGGAGACUGGCAGCCACCAAAGAGCACAGACACCUGGCUUGAUCUUUCAUCCAACUCUGGAGUUCCUAAUGAUGGCUGAAGUCUCAAAUCUCAAUUAUGGGGAGUUUGAACAAAGGCCAAAAGAGUACUCUCUGGUGGGGCAUUGCCUUUUCUAACUCGAACUGGUGGCUAGGGAGCUUUAUUUUGCUGAAAGGCUUGUGAGUGAGUGAGUGAGUGAGUGAAUAAUGUAGGGGCCACACACAAGGAUUUCUGUCUUUUGCUUUUUCUUGAUAUUUAUUUGCUUCUUCUUCUCUCUACCCCUCUCUAAGAAACAUGUUUCAUGUCUGGUAUUUAUAGACUUGCUUGUUUGACUGGAAGCAUGUUGAAAUGAAGCAUAUUGAAAUGA